UCUAUUAUUCAUGCUUAGUGUUAGGGAAACUAGAGAGAGCGUUUAGCAUUACGAUUUAUCAAGAGGGCGAAAAAGACCCCCCCAGAAGUUACCAGUGGAGGGAUACCGAAUGACAGUCGUCCAGGUAUUGGUAAAGCACUUGAGCUUGAGGGAUUGUCUGAAGUGGGGUUGAAGCAUGGGCUGUGCUUCAAGCAUUCAUAUCUCCGAUAGGGUGGUCUAUCAAAGUGGAAAGGAAUCGGACGAUUCCCAGCAGACCAAUGCCACUCCUGCCCCAGGACUUCUGAUCAAACCCAGCACUAUCAAGGACCCCAGUCCCCGCAGGAGGUCCUUUUGCCUUAUGGUGGGCCGUCCCCGCAGGAGGUCCUUUUGCCUCAUGGUGGGCCGUCCCCGCAGGAGGUCCUUUUGCCUCAUGGUGGGCCGUCCCCGCAGGAGGUCCUUUUGCCUCAUGGUGGGCCGUCCCCGCAGGAGGUCCUUUUGCCUCAUGGUGGGCCGUCCCCGCAGGAGGUCCUUUUGCCUCAUGGUGGGCCGUCCCCGCAGGAGGUCCUUUUGCCUCAUGGUGGGCCGUCCCCGCAGGAGGUCCUUUUGCCUCAUGGUGGGCCGUCCCCGCAGGAGGUCCUUUUGCCUCAUGGUGGGCCGUCCCCGCAGGAGGUCCUUUUGCCUCAUGGUGGGCCGUCCCCGCAGGAGGUCCUUUUGCCUCAUGGUGGGCCGUCCCCGCAGGAGGUCCUUUUGCCUCAUGGUGGGCCGUCCCCGCAGGAGGUCCUUUUGCCUCAUGGUGGGCCGUCCCCGCAGGAGGUCCUUUUGCCUCAUGGUGGGCCGUCCCCGCAGGAGGUCCUUUUGCCUCAUGGUGGGCCGUCCCCGCAGGAGGUCCUUUUGCCUCAUGGUGGGCCGUCCCCGCAGGAGGUCCUUUUGCCUCAUGGUGGGCCGUCCCCGCAGGAGGUCCUUUUGCCUCAUGGUGGGCCGUCCCCGAGGAGGUCCUUUUGCCUCAUGGUGGGCCGUCCCCGCAGGAGGUCCUUUUGCCUCAUGGAGGUCCUUUUGCCUCAUGGUGGGCCGUCCCCGCAGGAGGUCCUUUUGCCUCAUGGUGGUGGGCUUUUGCCUCAUGGUCCCCAAAGGAGGUCCUUUUGCCUUUAUGGUGGGCCGUCCCGCAGGAGGUCCUUUUGCCUUUGGAGGUCCUUUUGCCUUUGGUGGGCCGUCCCCGCAGGAGGUCCUUUUGCCUUUGGUGGGCCGUCAUUUGUAA
Oncorhynchus keta (chum salmon) is the source of this 1234-nucleotide messenger RNA. RefSeq lists its product as uncharacterized. Lineage: Eukaryota; Metazoa; Chordata; Actinopteri; Salmoniformes; Salmonidae. Bases 176 to 1234 code for a protein of 352 amino acids. The record is from RefSeq and is a predicted model, not a curated record. The transcript is spliced from 6 exons.